Molecule: messenger RNA, 894 nt
Organism: Colletotrichum orchidophilum
Lineage: Eukaryota; Fungi; Ascomycota; Sordariomycetes; Glomerellales; Glomerellaceae
Product: MSP domain-containing protein
Exons: 6
Coding region: 1-894 (297 amino acids)
Biological process (GO): endoplasmic reticulum membrane organization
Cellular component (GO): endoplasmic reticulum membrane; plasma membrane
Molecular function (GO): FFAT motif binding
Source: RefSeq, a predicted model, not a curated record
AUGUCGGUCGAAAUUGAGCCCACCGAGCUGAGCUUCAAGCGUCCCUUCACCGUCGAAGUCGCUCGGAUUCUGCGGAUCAAGAACCCGAACCAGUCCCCCAUCGCCUUCAAGGUAGGCAGCCACUCGAUCCCUCGGCUGUCACGUUACCCUCCGCUCACAGAUCAUGCGACCAGGUCAAAACCACCGCUCCGAAGCAAUAUUGCGUUCGCCCCAAUUCGGGUCGUAUUGAACCUGGACAAGAUGUGGAGGUCACCGGCCAUGAAGCAGGAGCCGGCCCUCGACGCCAAGUGCCGCGACAAGUUCCUAGUUCAAUCCGUCUCCAUCACUGCUGACAAGGAGUUUGCAAGCAUUGCCAAUAUUCUCGACCAGACUGACAAGUCUUCUCUUAUUGAGCGAAAGAUCCGCGUCACCUGGCUCGCCGAAGAGUCUUCCCUCAACGGUGGCAGCGCUUCUGCUGUCGCAUCCACACCCAAUCGCCAGUCUCUGGUCAACGGCGAUUACACUCCCGAUGUCUCUAACGUCUACUCGUCUCCCCAGCAGGGAACAGAAUCUGGCAGCCCUGCCCCUGCUACCCGACCCUCGACUUCUGACGUGAAGGACGAUACCGUUUCCGAGAAGGCGCAGUCCACAGUGAGCGCUGCGAGUCACGUCAUCGCCAAUACCGCUCAAAUUACCUACGAGGAGUUGAAGCAGAAGCUUUCCCAGGCCGAGGCGAAGAUUGCAAGUCUGCAGGACACCAGCGGUCUCCGGCAACGCGUCAAGACCGAGACCGAGAAGCUCCCCACAGCCCAAGAGGCUGCCGCAGCGGUGCGACAGGGAGCCGAGGGUGUCUCGGUACAAAUGGUUGCCAUCCUCUGCCUGCUUAGUUUCCUCCUCGCCUAUUUCUUCUUCUAA